AAAAAACACGAACAAAAACAAUAAGCGUCGUGCCAAAACUAAAUUUAAUCGCAAUCUCAACAUAUUCCUUGAGCUAUUUUUUUAAGCUAAAAUUUGGUUUUAGUUUGGUAGAGGCAGCAUUUGGUUCGACCCAUAGUUGUCUAUGUCAGGGUUAGAGUUAUGGACCAAACAAUUUUGUAAGUGCAAAUUAAAAAUUUUGAGUUCAAAACUGAUGACAAAAUUUCCAUUAGGGCGGAAUGAACUUUGUUCUGCCAAACCAGAAAUAUUCUGAGCCGUUCAGAAACAGUUGGUUCUGGCAUAUCUAGGAAAAGUGUGCACUGAGAUUGUUUUAGAAUUCCAAAUUUGAAUUAAAAUCUAUCUUAUGAUUGACUUCUGAAUAUUUAUUCUGUAUAUACUGACUCCUGUAUAUCUGGAAUUCUUUUUUUUUGAUUUUAUCAACUUGAAGAGCUUGAAAUCUUGUUUCAAAUGGUGUUUUUGUUUAGUGUUUUAAAAUAAUUUAGGGAUUGUUUUUACUGGGCAGGUUCGUGGACUCAACUUCUAAAUCGGGGUUACGAAAUAAUCGUUCUCUGAUUCCAUGUUUUAAAAAAUAUUGACUCUGAAAUUCGAUAAAUUCAAAGUGCCAUACCUCAAACUUUGGAAUAAAACUUCAUAGGCUGUCAAAUGUAAGAUUAUUAAGGGUUUUGACUAAUUUUAAUACCAUUGGAAGGCCGCAACUCUGGAUCAUGACUUUGGAGAAUUUAGUAUUCCGACUGAAUUGAAAAUACAACUCUGAUUUUGUCUCAAAUGAAACUAUAACUCAGACUUCGGAUUCCGAAUCCACAGCCCUGUUUGCCAGUGUUAGUGAUGACUUGAUAUAUUUAUUUCAGUAACCUUCCUACUUUUUGAAUCUUUAUGUAUUAUUCUUGCUACAAUCUUAAAACAUUGAAUAAGGAUCUCGUUCUAUUAUGUAUAAAUAUUGUAACGUUUUUUUUCAUUUUUUUAUAGAAAAAAUUGGAUUAGUAUUGAAAAAAUAAUGAAAUCUAUAGAUAAUAAAGAUGAUUUGAGCAGAGCUACGUUAUUUGUACGUGGAAUUCCCCCAUCUUGUUCAAAUGACACUUUGUCGGAAGUUUUUAGUGUCGCAGGACCCAUAAAAGAGUGUUUCGUUGUGAAGUAUAAAUCUUCGAGCGAAGAAAACAAACGGCCAUGUAUUGGUUACGUCACGUACAUGACGCCAGACGACGCAAAGUCGGCAUUGAGAAAAGAAGACUUUAAAAUUGAUGACAGCACUCUGAAAAUAUCUCUAGCAAAAAAGAAAAAGUUUUCAAAAAAGAAAGAUAAAAAAUUAGAAGGAGAUACAUUUGAAAUUGUGAAAUCUGAUUCACACAAUUCCGAAAUGGAUACGGUUGAACGGCAAGAGGAGCCUGAAAAAAUGCCGCCCAAGCAGGACUCGAAAAAUGGAAAUAGUCUUAAUUCUAAAGACACGUUUACUGUUAUUGUCACUGGGUUCCCAGCCUUAUAUAAAACUGAGCAUGUAAUCAAUCUAUGGAAAAAGUAUGGGUUGAAAGAACCGAGAGAAGUGGUAUUUCCGAGCGAAAAUAUAGAGGAUUCGGAAAGUACUGAAAAGUCUGAACCGGAUACGGAAGCGAAAGAUCUGCGGCAAAGUGCAAAGUUCAUUGUCGACACUAAACAAGCAGCUUUGAAAGCUUAUAACAAACUUUCUGAUAAAAAUAUUGGUAAAAAGAAAAAUUAUACGUUGAAAGUUAAUUUCUUGACACCAGAAGGAAACCAGAAAGCGGCUCGAAAAUCAAGACUUAUUGUCAGGAAUGUCAGCUUUAAAUGUACGGAAGGAGAUUUGAAGAAAACUUUUAGCAGUUAUGGAACAGUAACUGAGGUGAAAAUUCCAACCAAACCGGAUGGAAAAAAACGAGGUUUCGCUUUUGUUCAAUUUUCUCAUGUAUUUGAGGCAGCAAGAGCUAUCAAAGCUUUAAACAUGCAGGAGAUAAAAGGAAGAAAAGUAGCGAUUGAUUGGUCAUUACCGAAAGAGAAAUAUAAAGAAAUGAAUUCUGCAAAUAGUGAACCCCUCGGAGAACGAACCACUGCUUCUGUAGAAGCAUCCGCAGAAGAUAAACAAGAGAAAGACUCUGAAUCAGGAUCUGGACCUGAGCAAACUUCUGAUGAUUCUGGGUUGGAAGAAGAUGAGAGUGAGGAUACUAAAGAAACAAGCGACGAAGAGCAGAGUGAGAGUGAUGAAGAAACAAGCAAUGAUGAGCUGAGCGAGAGUGAUAAAGAAACAAGCGAUGAAGAGAGUGAAGAGGAAGAGGAGAAUCCUUACACCAAGUCAUUACAGAAAGCUUCUAAAACGAAACCCACAAUAAAGAAGAAACUUGACCCAAAAUCAUCUCAUGACGUCCACGAAGGUCGAACAGUAUUCGUGUUGAAUUUAUCGUAUGACACGACGGAAGAAAGCCUCACUGAAGUAUUGAAUGAAUAUGGAGAAUUAAUCUACACUAAGAUUGUGAUGAAUUACGAGACAGGAAUGUCUAAAGGUUGUGGAUUCGCUCAAUAUAAAAAACUGGAAGAUGCUGAUAAAUGUGUGGAGGCCUUGGGAGGAGAAAGAACUGGUAAAUUUCUCGAUGGUCGUGAGAUUAGAGUUGUGAAAGCUCUCAGUAGAGGAGAUACUGAUAAAAUGAGAAAAGAAGGGAAAAAGAAGAUUGAAAAGGAAGACAAGAGGAAUUUAUAUCUGGGAAGAGAAGGAAUGGUCAGAUCGGGAACUCAAGCUGCUGAAGGUCUAAGUCAGAUAGAAUUGAAGAAACGAGAAAAAAUAGAAAAUGCAAAACGAUCGAAAUUGAAGAAUCCGAACAUAUUUGUUUCAAAGACAAGACUCUGUUUUCAUAACUUACCAAAAUCUGUGGAAGAAGCUAAGUUGAGACAAAUCAUCUUAAAACAGUUCGAAGACAAACGUUACGUCCGAAUCAUAGAGUGUCGAAUCAUGCGGGACCUCAAAAACGUCAACGAAAAAGGAAUUGGAAAACCUCUUGGAUAUGCUUUCAUUAAUUUUAUAAAGCAUGAAAACGCUUUGAAAGCUCUUAGAUCUUUGAAUAAUAAUCCGGAGAUAUUUGGGCCGAUCAAAAGACCAAUUGUGGAAUUCGCUCUCGAGAACAAGAAAGCUCUGGAAAUCAAGGAGAACAGGAAGAAAAAAUAUCAGGCAAAAAUGAAGCUCAAAGAGACACUGCAGCAAAAUAAAUCUGGUGAUAAUUUGAAAGAAACUGUCCCAGAAAAAAAACUUGGACGAAGACAGCGACAAAAUUUAAAACGCCAGGCUGAAAAUGCUAAGAAUUUUGAUGGAAUAAAUCAAAAAAAUGAGCCCAAAAGUGGCAAACCUGAUGGGCAGGGCCCAAAAAGGGCCAAACUUGAUUUCAAAAAUGGCCAAAAUAGUUCAAAGAACAAAAAAUUUGGAAGUGAAAGUAAAAAGGUGGAUAAUGACAAAAAAAUGAACACUGGAAACCCUGAUGCUGCCCCAAAACAAAAUUUUGAAAGAAAAUCGUUCCAAGGUAGUUCUGGUACUACAUUGUCCGGUAAAAAAUUGCCGAUGCCAUCCCACGCAGGACCGAAAAUGCGACAAAAAAAUCGAGGAAAAAUCUUGGAACAAAUGCGGCGAAGUAAGAAGCUGAACACAAGAGAAGCUCAACAGAAACUUGUGAAAAAGUUUGAACGACAACGUACUGGUGAAAAACCUGCGGAAAAGUUUCAAAAGUCAAAAAGGCCGGAGUUCAAAGUUGAAAAGUCGAGCAGAAGGUCAAACAAGCGUGCGAAUUCCCAAAGAGGGGAAAUUGAAUUCAAUAAUCUGGUUGCCAAAUAUACAAAAGCGUUCAUGAAUAAAACACCAAGGACUGCUAAGCCUGACACUAAAUGGUACGAAUCGUAAGUUAACUGAAAUCGGUGUGUUGCUUCGGGAAUCAUGUUGAUUGUCAGCCAUUGAAGUGUCGAUCAGGAGUGGCCAGAAUUGAAUCAUUUGAAACAGUAAUUAGGAUUCAUGUGUCGGCCACUCUGAUGUUCUUCACUGGUUUGGAGCAGUAAACUUACUGGGCAGUUCUCUUUUCAUGAGUUUCUCUAAACAAUAAAGCAAUCAUGUUGAAUUUA
Styela clava is the source of this 4119-nucleotide messenger RNA. NCBI's taxonomy places the organism in Eukaryota, Metazoa, Chordata, Ascidiacea, Stolidobranchia, Styelidae. The record is from RefSeq and is a predicted model, not a curated record.